Molecule: messenger RNA, 237 nt
Organism: Exserohilum turcica Et28A
Lineage: Eukaryota; Fungi; Ascomycota; Dothideomycetes; Pleosporales; Pleosporaceae
Exons: 1
Source: RefSeq, a predicted model, not a curated record
GAAAACCAGACACCACUGGGACUUCCCCAGCCUCCUUCUGACGACGCCGGCACCACCAAGCUCAAUGUCGGCGGUCAGGCGGUAAAGCUAGAUCACCUAGGGCCGCUCGUCGUCAACAAGGACGGCACCUUGUCGCGCAUUGCCAAUUGGGAGCACAUGACGGAGAUUGAGAAGCAGAAUACCCUGAGGAUCUUGGUAAAGCGAAAUCAAAUCAGGACAGACGCGCUCAAGGAGAGU